AUGUUCACUCGCAACAUUCACGUGGCUGACGCUGGCCCUCCUGCUUUGUCGGAUGCUGUUGCAGGCCCGACUGUCAAUCUCAACAUCGUACCUGAAGAUGUUCAUUGGCUUAUUCUUUCCGAGCUCGCGGAAACGUCCUUCAUGGAUGUACUCAACGUGGCGCACUCUUCCAAUGCGUUGCGCCAUGCGGCAUUGCCUUUCAUGUACCACAACGUCACUCUGGAAAAAGGACUAAAGAAGAGUGGGAAGCAAAACUCUUUUCAGGCUCUUAUACAGUCAUUCCGUCAGGACGAGAAGGGUGAACUUGCGAGGCAAGUUCGCAGUGUUACUGUCAAGGACGAGGUCCCCUCAGAGGACUUGAUUAUGCUACUGCACAAGAUUGCCAGGUAUGGAAACCUUCGAUCACUAAACUGGGAGACUUCUGCACAUAUGUCUCAUGAAGUGUUCGACAUGCUCCAUACGAACUGGCCAACGCUCGAGAUAAACGUGGCAGUUCCGGACCGCCAGAAUGCCAAGUUCAUCGCUCAUCGGCAGAUGGACAUGAAGCUGCUUUCGUCACCUCUUCUUGUCGGGCUGACGUAUGUAGUGUACACUCAGGGCUACCAACCAGAUAAACCCUGCCACUCUGACUGGCCUCGCCUAUCUCAGGCUUUAACAGCUGGUGGAAAAAUACGGUCUCUUCGGAUACGGAGCCUGCCAGAUGGUGAUCCCUACGACGGCAUCAGGAUUGUCCCUGAUACCGACCCAAAGGGGCUGCCGCGUCUUGACUUUGCCUCUGGCCUACACCUACCUCGACUCGAGGAGCUAAGCAUCGAAGUCGUACGACUGUGGGGAGAGUCAAACUAUCUCUGGGAUUUAGAGCAUUCUUGCAUGCUUCGUGACUCCAUCGAUGGCUCCCGCUUGCGCAAACUUGACUUUGGGAUGGAUAACCCCGAAACGUUCUUCAGAUGUUUCACCGGUGUACUACCAAACCUUAAGAGUCUGCGCUUUGGAGCCGCAAAAGCUGCGACAGAAUCUGCGAAAGUGUUCAUCGAGUCACUCGAGGCGCUUGAACACCUUGAUAUUGCUCAAGCGCAGACAGGCAUUGAUGAUCUUUGGCCGGCUAUCGAGCAGCACAGGAGUACAUUGAGGACUCUGGUUCUUGGGCCGGCGUUAGGUCACUACUGCAGUCGCAUGUACAUGGAUCUGAGCCGUCUCGAGACCGUUGCAGCCACGUUUCCCAUUCUUGAACGCCUAGGAUGGGAUGCACCGUGUAGUACAAAUGUGGACGCGAGACAUCUUGAGGUUUUGUCGAGCAUGCGACUCAAGAAACUUGAUCUUUACCUUCACAUCCCCGAUGAGGCGUCGGAGUUCAGCGAGAAACUGGUGCAGGAUGCCUGGGGAACCAUCGCGCCUCCGCUACUUGAUAAGAAGGGUUCCAUUUCUGCUGCAAUCAGCAUUGCCGAGAUUGUUUCAGAGUCACAGCAAGGAGUUUUGCAGUGGCUCACACUUCAACUUUCCCGGACUGGAUACUCUGACCGUUACCAGCCUUAUAUGAUGUAUUCGAAGCUACAGCUCAGGCGCAACAGCUACACCGGCGAGAUUCGCGGACGAAAGUGGGAUGUUCGCGGCAGCAUGGAUUGGUACGGUGUUCCUUCUUUUGAGGAAGAUCUGCGUUUUGAGGAGGAGUAG
This is a messenger RNA of Didymella exigua CBS 183.55, 1671 nucleotides long. RefSeq lists its product as uncharacterized. The record is from RefSeq and is a predicted model, not a curated record. Bases 1 to 1671 code for a protein of 556 amino acids. The transcript has 3 exons. NCBI's taxonomy places the organism in Eukaryota, Fungi, Ascomycota, Dothideomycetes, Pleosporales, Didymellaceae.